Malus domestica (apple) is the source of this 3341-nucleotide messenger RNA. RefSeq lists its product as uncharacterized. Gene Ontology annotation, cellular component: mitochondrial inner membrane. NCBI's taxonomy places the organism in Eukaryota, Viridiplantae, Streptophyta, Magnoliopsida, Rosales, Rosaceae. Gene Ontology annotation, biological process: intracellular monoatomic cation homeostasis. The record is from RefSeq and is a predicted model, not a curated record.
GCAAGGCCUCGGGACCCUCCUGAUCCACUAACACGGAUCGUUAGCUUUUGAUUUAACUGUUAUAAUUAAUAUAAUUUUAGAUGGACCUUCUGUUUAUAACUGCAGGAUCAAAAUUUAACGAUCCGUAUUAUUAGGGUAUGAGGCGAGGAUUUGCCGCAGAGAAGAUCCAAUUACGAAACAAAGAGUCCAAAACCUGAAAGAAAACAGAACCGCUGGCGGGAGAAAAACUCUAUGACAGAGAAAAUAUAAAAUAUUUCUUGGGAGUUUCUGCACUCUCUCUCUCUCUCUGUGCCUCGACGGCCACGCUGCUGAAAGCCUCCUUUUUUAUGACUUACAUGGAUCCAUUUUGCUUCCCUUUUCUCUGUUUCGGAUUUCCAUGGCUCUCCAUUUGUCUCCCAUCAAACCUCACCUCUUUAACCACUCAAGAAGAUCUGUCAGAUCAGAAAACCGGCAAAAGACAAUUGCCAAUGUGCAUAAGCCUUCAAGGUGCAGCACAAAUGAACAAGGAAUCUAUGGCUUUUCGACAAAAAUUCAUGUGCUUGGUUUAUUGGUUAGGUGUUACAAUUCGUCGACGUGGUCUUCAUCUUGGACCUCAUCAUCUACAGCUUGUACAGCUUAUUCUCGUCAAACAACUUGUGAGAAUGGUGCCUCAGUGGCUAGUACUCGUAAUCAUGAAAACGAAUUUAAUCGGGUUAAUUGCCUCGAAUGGGUCUUACAUGAAUCAGCUAGGAGCUUCUCCGUUGCAGUUGAGUCACUUGAAUUGCCAGGAAGCGGUCCAGAGCUUGCAAUGGCAUGGUCUGGGAAGGAUGUCCAUCAAUGGCAUAAGCGGAUUUCUUACCAGGUUGCAGUUUACUCUUUGUUGAAAACAGCAAUCGAAGUAGAAAUCUUGCUUUCCAGUGAACGUCAUUGCAGCGCUUUUCCAGUUAGAGAUAUAUUGACCCCAAAGAUUGAUUUGAUUGGCGAAUACAUCGAGAGUGAAUUGAACAUGAGGCACUCAGAAUUAGUUGAAUGGUUUAGAGUGGUGGAACAGCCGCUUAUUGCAGGAUUUUUCACUCCCUUGUUGAGGAAGUGGUCUAUGGAAUAUGCAGGAAGUGGUGUUGCAGGGAUGGUUGUGGCUAUAAGCUGCUGUGCUGCAGUGGCUAAAUUGGGUUACGGUCGUGUUAAGUGCCCUUAUUUUGCAUUUUCACUUGGCGAUGUAAUUGUAGAGCUCAUGGAUCACUCACACAGUCUUGUGUCAGUGGAAAGACUACAUAACUUAGCUACCGAGGCAGGAUUUGAAUUGGAUUUCCUGUCCCAUUUCGGUAGAAAGGUUCUGCUGAGCAACAAAAGUGAAGAGGUAGAAUUUUGGAUUGGGUUGGCUUAUAAAAAACUAUCAACGGCAUUCAACAAAGAAAGUAUGAUCCUAGGCAAGCAGAAUUUUCAUCACAAGGUUCAAGGAGAUACUUUGGCUAUCUUAGGACUUUUUGCAUAUCUUGGGAGAAGGACUAGAUUAUUCUUGUCAAGGAUGGGCAUAAAGGAUCUUGAUGAGCUAGUUAAGGACUUCCUCAGCUACUUGGAGUGUGGUAGCCUUUUCAUUCACCCAGAGCUUUCUUCCAUAGCAGUUUAUCAACACUUCAUGGAGGUGGUGACUGAUGAAAUUGGAUGGCUUGAUUUCUAUGCUGCAUGUCCUCCGAAAAGAAGUCAAGAGAGGCGAAAAGGCAAACUGCAUGCCAUCCAGGCAGAGAAAGAGAUUGCUCUGUCUGCUGUUUUUACUGUAUGCUAUGAUGUUUUCUCUGGGUUUGCUCACUUCAGUCGUUCAACUCAACAGUCCUUAGACACUCAUUUGCUAGACUUCUUGCUCCACAGCCAGAGCUUGCUAACUGUUUGUUUGGAAGACUACUGGGCUGCUUAUGAUAAAUCAUGCAGUGAGUUGUUUAAGAUUACAGAACCUGGUGCUCGUCGCACAUCAUUUGUAGGAUCCAUAGUUGCAUCCAAGUUAUCUGUAACAAUGGAGGCGCAACAAGAGCCAAGUAUCUUGACAACGUCAGAAGAUUGUCAAAAUUAUAAUCCUCAACGCAGGCUUAACCUGAGAAAGGAUUCCCCCUCUCCCGGGACGGAAACUAUAAGCUCUAUGGAGGAGGGAAGUGCCACGAAAGCAAAAUAUCAUCAGCGAAGUUUAGUUAGGAAGUAUAGCAACAAGCUGGUAUCUACAAGCUCCGAUAUAUUGAUGGGUACUCAGUUGCUUAUCAUAGACAUAACGACUUCCGCAGAGCUACUCCUCAAACAAUUGCGUGGCCACAAGGUUACAAGGCUGGAAAGAAAAAAGUUGAAAAGAACGCUAAAUGACAUUACUUCACUUAUACCAGUUACAAUUCUCAUGUUACUUCCUGUAUCAGCUGUAGGUCAUGCUGCCAUGCUAGCAGCAAUCAACAAGUACAUACCUGGCCUGAUUCCAUCUCCAUAUUCUUCGGAGCGGCUGGAUGUCGUGAAACAACUAAAGAGAACCAAGAAGAUGGAAGUAAUUAGGACAUGGAACAACCUUGAAGAUCCAUCUUCUAGAAUAACGUUUAGGAGGAUCAAAGUCAAAUGUCGUGACAAGAACAAGCACACUCCAUGUGAGGCACAUAAGCACAUCUCCAACGAAAAAAGAUCGUUCCUGGCUGAGGACAAGAAUCUGGUGCACAAAAGGUAGACUUUCCGACCUCCUAGAUGGACAAACUUGUAUUCGAACGGGGCAUGAAAGUGAGGAGGCGACGUCAAAGCAAAGCACUUGAUCUCAGGUGGAGGCAAAGAUCUUGGUCCCCAGAAAUGCGUAAGCAAAGGGAUCACGACUAGUUACGGGAGGUACUGGCAGAGGUUCCAGAGAGCAUAGACUUUCCCGUUCAGCAGAGGAUUUCUUGGGUUAACCAUUACGAGUUUUGCAGGAGCACUCUACCAAAUACUUGAAUUUGAUGCUGUGGAUGAGAUACCUAGGGCUACUCAUGUGCUUGAACUCAAAGGUACGUAUGACACAGGAUCAUCUUCUAGUUGUCAUAUUUUUCAGACGGAGAAGAGACGAGGAGUCCAUUGUUCUUGGUCUUCUUUCUUCUCUUCCCCGGGCAUGCCCAAUUAGGUUUAGGGCAUCCAUAGCUGAUUUCUUCUCCAUUCUAAUAUGUAUAAAUGUAUGCAUGCCUACGCAAUCACCCAAGGAAGCCCUAGGUUGCCCCCCAAGCAUCAAUUUAUUUGGAUAUUUUGCCUUGCCACGCACGUUUCACUCUCACACAACUAAAACGUGCGGUGGGAUGUUAAAUACCAUUAACUUUUAAAAAAACUAACGAAAAGUCCAAUAAAACUCUACUUUUAAUGAAAAAUAACAAAUAAAG